GGAGUCUGGAUAUACCCCGCCCCCUCUUAUCUUGAGCCUUUUGGGGAGAAAGAGGAGCCUACCAUCAUCAAGCAUCAACCAUGGUUUCUUCGUCAUAUAUGCAACUCUCUCACACCUCCUUCCACAUCCCACCUGAAAACCUUAGAACACCUCGAAAUCAAAUUGGGUUUAGUGCAACUUCAAGACCCAUUUGGGUUCUUCGUACCUGUAAUCCCAUUUCUUCCUCCUCUUCUUCUUCAUCCUCAUAUCAUAUUCUCCGGAAAUCCGUUCCUUUGGCAGCUGCAGUCGCACUUCUCUUCUGGUCAAAUCCAGUCAGCGCUGGAAUUCUGUCGGGCUUCUCAGGGAUAGAAUCGGUCCCCGGUCCUCAGCUACCACAAAUCGAUUUCCUAAACCGGUUUAAUGAGGAGAACCAGAAGAAGUAUGCAGAACUGGAUGAAAGAUUCAAAUCAUCUCCAAUCCUCAAGAAGCUGUUGGAGCAGUCCAAAUUGAACAAAGAGAAGAAUCGCCGAGAGAUUGAAGACAAGUACUGCUUAAGAGGGGCGGAGUGGGGUGUAGGAGUAUGUUCCACAGAGGGUAUGACAGCAGCGGAGAAAGAGAACUUCAUUACAAUGUUGAAACAGAGAGCUGAACCAAAAUGAACCCAAUUUGUUGCUUGUUGAUAAUGAUAAUUUUAGUGGUUUGUCAAGGUGGCGGCAAGUCUGCGAAGCGAUUCAACUUGGGAAACACGUCUAAAGAACUUCUUUUUAGGCUUAGCAUAUCUCCUUUCCUAGUUAUAUCAUAUGAAUGAGGGAGGGGUUCAACAUACAUUUCCUACCAAACAUAUUCCAACUCCAAGUUUGAAACCAAUGAAAAUUAACAGAAGGAAGGUUUGGAUUGUUUUCAGGUUCAGCCAAAUCUGGUGCCCAGAGUGCAUUUUGCUAAUAUUUAUGUUUUUCUGAUUGUUAUCAGUUCCUGCUUUUUUUUUUUUCAUUACCUCUAUUAUUGAAUUUGAAGAAUGGAGGAAAAUGAGAAUGUAUGCAAUUGAAUAUGUAUUGUCUCUUUGUCAUCUUAUGGUCUAAUUUACAGAUUGUUCACUCCA
Molecule: messenger RNA, 1078 nt
Organism: Nelumbo nucifera (sacred lotus)
Lineage: Eukaryota; Viridiplantae; Streptophyta; Magnoliopsida; Proteales; Nelumbonaceae
Source: RefSeq, a predicted model, not a curated record